CACGAUCAUUGAUGUCAAUAAAUUGGAAUUUUAGACUUUUCAUUCUUGAAUUUGUUGUGAAGAGGAGGGAUAAAAGUGUUUGUGCUUGUGCUGGUACGGAUGGGGAAUGGCGUAGCAAGGUGCAAGUUCAUUAAUUAAUUAUGUAGAUUAUCAAAGCUAUUGUUCGCACAAAGAUAAAUCGCUGUGAAUAGUAAAAAGUGCAUGCUUAUUCUCACGUGGCGCGAAGAAAGUUUUCUAGUUAUUGUGAAAGGUGUAACUACGUUGAUAACUUCGUGUUUCAACGUGAAUUUUUGUGUGCAGUGAUGAUUCCGUUUAUACGUAUCACGCGUUUAGCUCCAUUAACUUCUAAGUGGCUUUGUAUAACUACGAUGUAAGUUAUUUUACUAUAAAUGUCGCGUGCUAAAACGAGUGAUACAAUGCCUAAAAUCGGGCAUGUGACGGACUUGCGAGAGCAGUGGCUCGUGCGGACCGACGGGGCUCUGGCGCAUCACCUGCAGGACCGGGAGAUCUCGUCGCACCUCUGCGAGAACCGGUAUCGGAACCAGCAGAUACGUGAGGACUUCCCUUUAGCUUUGAACGAACAGCGAGACAUCGAGCACGAAGUCCGACUGAGGGAGCUCGCGCGACGGCGGCAAGCCGACAUCGACUCCGAACUGGCGAGGGAGAUCGCUGAGAUGAACCUUCGUAGACAACGCCACAACCCUGAGCCGCCGCCAAUACCCCAGCCGUGCUCUUCCAGAGCGCUCCCAACUCCCGACAUCGAUCCAGAUGAGCUGGGCUUGUCUGCAGCUGAGAUCGAAGAGAUGAGGUUGCGCUUAGAAAUGGAGGAAAGAGAUGCAAAUCUGGCUCGAGCGCUCAGCCAAGGCGAAGAUGCGUUACUUUCCGAUAUGAAAUGCGCUGUUGAGGCUCAAGACAGUGAGCUAGCCAGAUUACUGCAGCACAGAGAGUAUAAAAAACUGCAGCGGGCUAAGGAAAAAGCGAAACAAAAGGCUUUACUCAAAAAACAGCAAAGGCUGCAACAGAUGCCUCUGCCUGAGCCACCACAGGCCACUCUUUGCGAUGCUUACAGCAACCCGAGAGACAUGAUCAGAGAAGGAAUGGGUGCCAGAGGAAAUGGUCUGCGCCUUUGCAAAUCGGUCGACUCAGACCUGAAUUAUGUUGAGCCAUUCGAGCGUGAACAUAUCCAGUCUAAAGACAGUGCAUUGCUAUCCAAAGAAAUAUCCAAACAAUAUUACAAUCAAGAAGCUGGUACUUCAAGCUCAAACUUAAAUAUAUCACAUAAGCAUUCCAAAUCAUUUGACUCUGACAAACAGAACAGUUCAGUACACCAUAGACACCCCCCACCGCCUCCUUCGGCUGGAAAGAAGCCAAGAUUUCCAGAUCCAGUCAGUAUUAGACCUGCGUCUCAUUAUCCCACAGAUAACAUUCUUACAGACAGUCCAAAUACUUCAAUGCAGCACAGCAUUAGUGACAAUAAUAACAUGUAUAGCUCGACUUAUCCUCCUGAUCACUCUAUGACACAGCAACAGAGUUUUGAAAGGCCAGAUCCAUCAAAAAGGCUGUCAGUAAUAUCUGACAUAACAGCUGAAGGACUCGCAAAGAAGAAGAGCAAGCAAGCUGACAUGCAAAAGAAAAGACGAGGAUGCAAGAUACAAUAAAGUACAGGUGCACUGCAGUGUAUGUUGCGUUCACUCUUAAUCUUAAUAAUUUUUCAAUACAGGAAUGUAGAAUCUCUUUAUGAUCAAGUUCAAAGGAUCAAAUAGAAAACAUGCCCUUGUUGCAUCAAUGCCCUAUAUAACAGCUCCCUUGUCCACUGGGACAGUUAACAGUUAAUCACUCCCUUACUUAUAUGGCACUUAUGACACUUAUAUGGCAAUGCUACAGUUAUUCUUGGAAACACCAUUUGAAUAAACAGUGGCAGUCUUAAUGCCAAUGGAAAAUGGGUCUGCCUGUUUUACCUUAAAGUUCAAUGUUUCUUGCUUUUUGUUGAUGUAAAAGGUGAUUGUUUUUUCCACAAUAAUAAACUUUUAUUGGUCAAUUAAUGAUAGUUCAAUAUAUUUCUACAUUUAUUGUAAAAGAAAGCUUUGUAGAGAUGUUUAUGUCCAGUUUACUUAUAGUCAUAUAUCUACAGGGUGCAUCUAAGACAAGGUCCUAAUUAUUACAAUACAAAGACAUACAAAUGUCGAAUAUGAAGGUAGCCUAUUUUAUUAAUUUGAUUUAGUUUUUUAAAAACUUCUCUAUUUUUUUACAUUUAAUUUGUAUUACUAACCAGUAUUUUAUCUUGUGCUAAUUGUGUUAUACACCAAACCAGUGUAAACAUUGAAAAUAUCAUAUAAACACUUUGCUUGAGUUUGGUGUACAAUUUAAUUGAUUAUUAUAACUCGAAUUUUUUCUAAUUAAUUCUUAAAUAUAGAAUUAAGCUAGUACUAUGCGGAAAUUCAGUCAUAACAAUAAAUAAUUGAUUUAUUUUACUUUUUUAUACAAAAAUCAAUGUCCCAUUUAUUUUAUCCCUUAGGGUUUGCCCCCAUCACCACGUUGCGACGUCGUCAACGGUGUCGCAGUGCGAUGCCUUGAUUUCGUAACUUAAUUAAAAGAUGUGGGUGCAACCAGUAUUUUAUUACGUUCUUUGAAGCGUUCUUUUAAUUAGCCAGAACAGAAUGUGCCUUAUUCUGUCCAUAUCUAGAAAUAUAUUUCUCAGUUUUAUGAGUGAAAUAUUUACUGAAUACGACAAUGUCUAAUUUUGCGACCGUGUCGUGCUAAUUUACGACACGGUAUCGUACAUGAUGUCGUGACGUGCUAAUGGGGACAAGCCCUUAGUUUAACAAUCUAGAGUCAACAACUCUUGAAGAUUGAAGUUGUAUGUUUUAAUCCUAAACCAGUGAGAUUUAGAAGUAAAACAUAUAGAGGCUUAUUUGUUGAUGUUAAAUGAAUGGUGUUACAGUUGGAUGUAUUGAUAGGGAAAUAAAUCAGUUAAUUACUGUUUACCAUAACAACUUAUUUAAUCUUUAGUACCUAUCUUAUACCAAUGAGCCAUUUUUUCUAAUAUUGUUAUUAUAAUUUAUAGGCUAAGGUGCCUGUUUUAGUGUUAAAUCUCAUAAUAUUUUACAUUCCAAAAUGGGUGAUUUUUCUCUUAUUAUUUAUGACUGAUUUUUGGUCUUUAAUGGAAAUAGAAAUGGGUAAUUAAUUUGGGAGAUGAUACACUUAAUUAUAUUUCUUAUUAGACUUUCUUUUCAUUGCAUAAUUACAUGGGUCUUUUAACAAUUAUAAAAAGUGUGUUAAAUUUAAAUUAAGUUAUUAUGGUCAUUUGAACUGAACCAUUUCUCUCUGUGAAUCUCGACAUUACUUAUGCAUAUUUUAUAAUAUUUAAGUAAUUGACAAAAAAUAAGAAGAUUCAGUUUUUUUUUAUAAAAGUAUUAGGUAGUUUUUUUUUUAUACACAGAAACAUUUUUUGUCUGAUUAUUAGAAUGUCUAAUUUUUGUGUUAAUGGAAUGAUGAUUAUUCUGUAAUUUUUUGAAGAUAUUAUUCUGUUUUGUACUUAAUUAAAAUUUAAAUUAGAAAACUCAAGACUGAUUGUUAACAAGUUAACCUUAAAAAACACAAAAUGUAUGUGUUAAUGAAUGCAAAAUGUUCCAAGCAUAAGUAUUUUUAUACACUUCUCAAGAAUUGUUUGAUGUUACAAAUUAUGUUCACAAAAUUAUUUUGUUCUCUUGGUGCUCUUUAUUUCUACUUUAAGGUUUAUAGUAUCUUUAUAAUUUGGAUCUAUUUACUAAUAUUUAGUUUUUAGCAGCUCUCUAUUUAUAAUUUAGAAAUCUCAUUUUAAAACCUCUUCUAGACAUGCAAAUUUUUCAGAUGAAAUUUUCAUAAUGUAGCAUUUUAUUUUAUUAAGAUACACUCAUGGGUUUUUAACAGUAAUAGUUGAGUAAACUAUAAAAUAUAAAAAGUUGGCUACCACACUUACUUAUGGUAGGAGCAUGAGCUGACAAACUUACAGCUUUUAAAAAAUUACGAAGGUCUGGGGUUCACAGGCUUGUCUAUAGGUUUGUAUGGGCAUACCAUUUCUUGAAAAACUUGCAUUUGUGUAGAAGAGGUGUUAUUAAUAUUGGUAUUUAAAAAAAAAUUUAAUGUCCACUGUCCAUGUGAUAUCCAAAAUAUUAGUGAAUCUGUGGCUAAUUUAUAAUGGUAGAUUAUAAUGAUAGAAACUCAUUUUACAACUUGAUAAAUAAUAUGAUUAGUUGAUUACUCUAAGUAAUGUUUAGCUUUAAUUGCAAUGUAUGGCCUUUGUCGUGCCUUAAUGAAACUGAACCAAACUGGAAGAAUGAUGAUUAAUUUAAUUUUUUAAAUAAAUAAUUAUUAUAUCAAAUACAAAA
Messenger RNA from Bicyclus anynana (squinting bush brown), 4367 nucleotides. RefSeq lists its product as uncharacterized. The transcript has a single exon. NCBI's taxonomy places the organism in Eukaryota, Metazoa, Arthropoda, Insecta, Lepidoptera, Nymphalidae. The record is from RefSeq and is a predicted model, not a curated record. Bases 390 to 1658 code for a protein of 422 amino acids.